Molecule: messenger RNA, 1599 nt
Organism: Mixia osmundae IAM 14324
Lineage: Eukaryota; Fungi; Basidiomycota; Mixiomycetes; Mixiales; Mixiaceae
Exons: 5
Coding region: 109-1455 (448 amino acids)
Molecular function (GO): protein binding
Source: RefSeq, a predicted model, not a curated record
GAACAGUGUGGACGAUCGGCUUGAUCGACGACAAAGUGGAGCAGUCGAGCGGAGCGCUCGAUCUUCGCGAGAAUCUGUGAGAGCCGGCAACACCGCAAAGUGCACCUCAUGCAGAGCGAAGAGCCCCAGGAUGGCGACAGGUUUGAGCCCCAGUUCAUCCAGGGAGACGACGGGCAGACCUACGAGGUCCUCGACGAGUACGAGCUCGAUCGAGAUGCAAUGGACGCGGACGAAGAUGACGAAGCAGAUGAACUGCCGGAAGACGGGCAACAGACAGACGAGCCUCCUCAAGAACUGCCUGAGGACACCGCGGUGCUCCACUUUGGCGGUCACGGUGCAGAGGCUUCAGUGUUUGCGCUUGCACGACAUCCUACGCUCGAAUUGGCCGUCUCUGGUGGCUCAGACGACAUUGGGUUUGUCUUCAGGACAGACAACAGCGAACUUGUUACCGUUCUUGACAAGCACGAUGAUAGUAUCAUCGCUGCAAGCUGGAGCACAGACGGCGAGUUGCUCGCCACAGCCGGCAUGGACGGAAUAGUCAGAGUUUACAAAGCUACGUCUGCUGCUGCAGCAGAAUCGCCGCCUACGUGGUCACCCUACAAGCGUCUAGAAGGUCCAGAUGAGAUCAUGUGGAUUGCAUGGAACCCCGAGCCCAAGCUCUCAAAGUUCUUAGCGGCGGGCAGCAACGAUGGCUCAGUAUGGUGCUGGCCAAUAUCGAACAAAGACGUAUCGCCCUUUGUACUCUCAUCUCACAUCGCCCCGGUCACUUGUGGCUCAUGGGCUCCAGACGGGAGACGGCUGCUCACGGGUGACGGUGAAUCGGCACUAUGCUUGUGGAACCCAUCAGUACCGACACCGGUCCUCAAGCUCACGGGUGUAGACGUGCGGUUCCUCCUGGAGGGCGGCAUUUCUGCGCUCUGCUUGAAUUCUGCCGGCACAUUGGCCCUCGUCGGCGGCGUCGAUGGUGGUCUCAAGAUUGUCAACCUGACUUCAGGGACUCUGAUUGCCACACUGCAAGAAGCAGAGUCUGCGAAGGCGCCGCCGGCCAGUACUGCCCCAGCGGAUGCUGCGAUGGAGACCGAAGAACUCAAAGGGUACAGCAUAGAGUGCGUCGGAUACCUAGACGGUUAUGGCUCGGGAGGCGCAGGAGGUCUGUGGUACUCUGCCGGCAGUGAUGGGUACCUGCGCGUCUGGGAAGCUUCGACCGGUGCUUUACGGUGGCGAGGCGAUCACAAGCCUGCAAUAUCAACCGUAGCACAUCACGCUGGCACGCCCUACCUCACAACAGGAUCAACCUCGGCGAGUCUGAAAACCUGGGACGUCCGGACGGGUCAGCUGGUCAACGAAUCCACAGGGCAUACGGAUGUCAUUCAUGUCUGCGUCGCUCUGCCUCACGGACGCAUUCUCAGCGGGGGUGACGAUGGCAUUGUCCGGAUCCAUCAGCUCUCGCAGUAGACCCCGAACCGGCCGCCCAUGUUGUUGUAGGCUCCUGCAGCGAUGUUACAACAAGCAUAUCCUGCGUCCGGAUCAAGCAGUCGGCUUGCCUAGCCACCGCUCGCCAAAUCUAGCUCUGCAUCGUCAGCAAGACCCACUCGUCAA